AUGCCUGAUGCCUCCAAGACUCCCAAUGCGAGGAGCCAUGGACAGCUCCUGAGCUGCCGCACCUGUAACCUAUACCUGUACUUUUACCCUGAGCCGAGCUUAAUAAAAGACACACUACUGCUACUGACUCUACUCUUGAAGAUGCAGCCACAAGGCAAGAAGCGAACUGCCAAAGCUAACCAGCUAGCUAGCAAGCACACUGUCAGAAAGACAAGACCGUACAGCAGACCGUACAGCAGCAGGUACCCUCUGGUACAACAGGCACCACAUGCAGGGAAGCAUCCCAGCCAGCCUCAAGUAUGUCAAGUACUACAAGUGUACUGUAUGCUCACUAAAAGAGAGCUUCUUUAA
Molecule: messenger RNA, 351 nt
Organism: Seminavis robusta
Lineage: Eukaryota; Bacillariophyta; Bacillariophyceae; Naviculales; Naviculaceae
Source: the annotation of a GenBank genome assembly